Molecule: messenger RNA, 2535 nt
Organism: Pomacea canaliculata
Lineage: Eukaryota; Metazoa; Mollusca; Gastropoda; Architaenioglossa; Ampullariidae
Product: beta-1,3-galactosyl-O-glycosyl-glycoprotein beta-1,6-N-acetylglucosaminyltransferase-like
Exons: 8
Coding region: 1-2052 (683 amino acids)
Cellular component (GO): membrane
Molecular function (GO): acetylglucosaminyltransferase activity
Source: RefSeq, a predicted model, not a curated record
AUGGAAGAGGGUUAUGGGAUCACUCGACCAAAUGGCCGCUACUUCAUUAACCUGACCGGGCAAGAGUUUCCACUCAAGACUAACAGAGAGCUUGUAACUAUUCUCAGGGCCCUUGAUGGUGCCAAUGAUAUCGGCCUGGAGCAGGACCCUUCUUUUGUUUACCGGUGGAAGAAGCAGGUCCCAGCGCCACACAACCUCACUGUCACCAAGGCGCCGGUGCACAUCGUUGCGUCACGAGGAUAUGUGGACUACGUCCUUCACAGUCGUGUGGCUCGUGACUUCCUUCAGUGGAUUCUGCCAUCAUCCAUCCCAGACGAGUCUUUCUUUGGAACAUUGAACAGCAACCCUCAUCUGGGUGUACCUGGGUCAUACUUGGGUAGUGUCAACGCCUCCAACAAAGCCUCUUUCGUCCGCCAUAAGAUGUGGCACUUUCAGAAUCCCUCGUCGUGUGGAGGGAAAUGGGAGCGACAGAUCUGUCACUUUGGUGUAGGGGACCUCUAUCGGUUAACUCACUCCCCUCAGCUUUUCGCCAACAAGUUUUCGUUUGACUUUAUGCCGUUAGCCUACGACUGCAUGGAGGAUUGGUACUUUGGAAAAGUUGACCAAGAGAAUAAAGGGAUAUCUUCUGUUUUAAAUGUGUCUAUGUAUGAGGAUGCAGAUUUUGUGAGGAAACAAAUUGAACCAACGUCACUGUCUGAACGAAGAGGCCUCCUCAACCCCCGUCAUUGGGUCGACGAAGAGCACACCCUGCAAACCAAGAACAGCAGCCCGAGAGCGAGCUGGUCGCAACAGACCGUUUUCAGAUCGAGUCCUUUUGAGGACUGGACCAAGUACCUCCGGGAAUUUUAUGGCUCGCUGCAAGACAGGGCUGAUGGCUUGCGAGCUUUACUGGCUAGUCCCGGCAAUUUCAGUCCACCGACCGUGUCCUCCGUGCAGUGUUCGCUGCUCUGGGAAGGGGAACCCGAAGAACUCCGACGCGUACAACCGCUGGUUAACGAAACAAGAUGGCGUCCCAAGAGCGAGCGCGACUACCUGGAGGCGACCGUCAACUGCACGCGCUACGUUCUGGAGGGAGGCUUCAGAGCAGCCGCUGUUAGCGAGGAGGAGCUGUCCUUCCCUUUGGCUUUCAGCUUGCUGGUGUACAGGGAUGUAGAACAGGCUGAACGACUUCUUCGAGCAGUUUAUCGACCACACAACAUUUACUGCGUGCACGUAGACCGGAAAUCAGCUGACGACAUCCACACUUGCAUGCGCCUCGUCAUCAGUUGCCUGCCGAACGUCAUCCUCGUCCCGCGGUCUAUCAACGUCACGUGGGGAGAGUUCUCCGUCUUGGAACCGGAGAUAGAGUGCAUGAAGCGGGUGUGGGCCCACCCUACCAGAUGGCGCUACUUCAUUAACUUGACGGGCCAGGAGUUUCCUCUCAAGACGAACAAGGAGCUGGUUCAAAUCCUCAAGGCUUUUCGUGGGGCCAACGACAUCAGUGGCACAAACGACCCGCAGUUUCACUUCCGGUGGAAGGAGUUUCUUCCCGCACCCUUUAACUUGACUGUCAUCAAGGGCUUUGUGUACAUCGUGGCGUCGCGAGGGUUUGUGGACUACGUUAUCCACAGCCGCGUAGCACGUGACCUCCUCCGAUGGGUGCAGCCCUCCAGAAACCCGGAUGAGACGUUUUUCAGCACCUUGAACCACAACCCUCAGCUGGGUGUGCCUGGUUCAUUUCUAGGUAAUAUCCAAGAAACCUACAAAGAAUCGUUUUCGCGUUUCACCCUCUGGGUUUUCAAAGACAAGGAGCUGUGCACUGGCAAAUGGGUGAGAACUGUCUGCCAUUUUGGGGUCGGAGACCUCUACCGCCUGACACAUACCCCGCAACUCUUCGCCAACAAAUUCUCGUACGAUUUCAUGCCGCUGGCAUACGACUGUCUGGAAGAGUGGUACUUUGAGAAGGUGCGAGCGGAAAACCAGGGAGUAGCUUUACCGCUCAACCUGUCGGUGUAUGAACACUCUCUGCUGGUCAAGCGGCGGUACAAGGGACCUGUGCUGAUGUGGGAUUAAGCGCAGUGUGUGUGUGUGAGAGGGGGCCAGCAAUGACGUCAGCUGUGUACAGAAAAAUUGGGAUGUUUUGUCCUUAUUUGUAGUUACCUAUUACUUAGUUUAGGACCGAACAUUCCUGUGUGUAAAAUAUUAGCUUUUUAAGCAUAUUUAACAUUAACGUAUUAGUCAUGUAGGACAGAUGCUAAAUGUUAAUGUAUGUCAUGUACUGUAUGUCCAAUGCUAGCGUGAACUGUGCUAACAUGUCAGCGUGUUAGUUAACCGUUAAGUCCUGUGCUGAGUGCUAAGCGUUAGUAUGUUACUCAUAUUAAACAUCGUGUGUUGGGCAUGUCAAAUGCAUGUUAGAUUGUGCUGGAUGUUAAGAUAGCGUGUUAGUCAUGUUAGACAUUAUCAUGUUAGGGUUAGAGACUGUUACUAGUGUUAGCGCAUCAGUCAUGUUAACCGUUAGCAAGUUUGUCAUGUUACACACGUGUUGUAUGAGUCGUU